CAUCACUGGUUUUGCACUUCACCAACCAAAAGCAGUUUCAUCACUUUCCUUAUAUAGCUACACACUAAUGUGAAUUCAGUCGCUUUGUCUGUUAUAACAACCAACACGUUUCAUACCAAAAUUCGUUUUCUGAAUUGUCAGGGUUUACUUUAGCGUUAGAAAUGGGGAGAGGAAAGAUCGUGAUAAGGAGGAUUGAUAAUUCGACGAGCAGGCAAGUUACGUUUUCGAAGAGAAGAAACGGUUUGUUGAAGAAGGCGAAGGAACUUGCAAUUUUGUGCGAUGCUGAAGUAGGAAUUAUAAUUUUCUCAAGCACUGGAAAACUCUAUGAUUUCGCUAGCACCAGCAUGAGAUCAGUAAUUGAUCGAUUCAACAAAUCAAAAGAGGAAAGUAAUCAACUUGGGAAUGCAGCCUCAGAAAUUAAGUUUUGGCAAAGGGAGGCAGCAAUGUUAAGGCAACAAUUGCAUAAUUUGCAAGAAAGUCACCGGCAAAUAAUGGGUGAAGAAUUAUCAGGUUUAACAGUCAAAGAAUUAAGAAGUUUAGAGAACCAAUUGGAAAUCAGCCUUCGUGGUGUUCGUAUGAAAAAGGACCAACUUUUAACAAAUGAAAUACAAGAACUAAAUCGAAAGGUAAGUCCUGAAAUGGAGAAAUUGAGAACUUAUUCAUUAUUUAAAACAUAUUUUUAUAUUCUGCAGGGAGACAUCAUACAACAAGAAAAUGAGGAACUGUAUAAGAAGGUCUAUGGAACAAAACAUGAGAAUGGAAUAAACAGAAAUUCUGUUUUCACGGUAAGUUUAGACAUAGAAGACAAUUUGCAUGUGCCUGUGAAUCUCCAGCUCAGCCAACCACAACAAUAACAUUACCAGAAACCUUCAGCAGACUACAACUGCUUUGAUGCAUUUGCAGGAAAUCAGUGUUCCUCACCAGCUAUCAAGAAAAAUGGACCCGGAUUUUAAUUUAGUAUAUAAAUAUGGAAUAUAGUACACAAACCAUUUCCCUCAAUAGAUUUUCAUUUGAAGUUAUGAACAAAAAAAAGAAACAAACAACCCUAGCAUGUAUGUGAUGAACAAUGAAGCAACUUGUGUGGAGGUGAGACUCAACUAAGAAAUUCUACAAAUUUAAUAGAUGUGUAAUCCAUUUUACUUGUUGUGUUAAAAAUUAUAUCUGCAAAAGAAAUAAGUGAGCAUUAUUAUGCCAAAUUAGUAUUUGUAAUUGUAAGCAAACUACCAAUAAACAAGCAUAUAUGUGACUUCUAUGA
Cicer arietinum (chickpea) is the source of this 1255-nucleotide messenger RNA. The record is from RefSeq and is a predicted model, not a curated record. Lineage: Eukaryota; Viridiplantae; Streptophyta; Magnoliopsida; Fabales; Fabaceae.